Molecule: messenger RNA, 315 nt
Organism: Cryptococcus wingfieldii CBS 7118
Lineage: Eukaryota; Fungi; Basidiomycota; Tremellomycetes; Tremellales; Cryptococcaceae
Exons: 2
Coding region: 1-315 (104 amino acids)
Source: RefSeq, a predicted model, not a curated record
AUGACACAGAGCGCAGACACGGCCGGAUAUAAUCAGCGAGCCAUCAAGAAUCUGACAGUAGACUUUAAUGACUACAUGGUGCACUCCUCCUGGGACCACGUCGGUCGACCAAUGUCAGAGGAUUAUGCCCCAAAGAACGAUGGGCGACGUCCACCUGUUGGCCAUGCGUCUAUGAAAAACUGGAGGAUUGCCCAAGAAGAUCCAUGGGAUAACGAGAUAUACGACAAUCUACACAAGAGACUGAGUCUUUUCGGCCAGUGGUACAACGAGGAGGUUCUCGGACGCGAUGAAGAGACUUGUUCUGGCUCCAUGUAA